UAAAAAGAGAAGCUUGUUUUGACGCACCAAGUUAAACUGCUUUUUGGGAGGCCCAGCGCCACCAAUACCGAGAAUACAACAUAUGAUGAAGGAAUCGUUACUUUGGACCAUUGUGCCAUUCCUGGCUAUUGUUUUAAGUCUUGAGGCUGUUACAGGGUCUAGACUUGUCAAGGCGUAUGAAGUUGGAUCUAGUCGAAUUGAUGCCCAUAUCUGUGGCGAUCAUAUCACAGAAGUCUACACAAAAGUGUGUAUUGACGAAUCUGUUGGAAAGAGGAAACGUAGAUCGCCUUUGAUGGAAGAAAAGGAGGCACUAAGUUUUAUACAUUCUGAAAGCAAUGGAAGUCUACGAAAAGCACGUCCAGUUAGAACUGUUAAUAUUGUUGAGGAGUGUUGUAGAGAGGGUUGCACUAUCGGUGAAUUGAAGGAAUAUUGUUGAAGUAACUGCAGGCAAAUUUACAUGACAGUGGCAAAAUAGGUUCUAAGGAGUAUUUAUCUUGGAAAU
Pocillopora verrucosa is the source of this 502-nucleotide messenger RNA. The record is from RefSeq and is a predicted model, not a curated record. NCBI's taxonomy places the organism in Eukaryota, Metazoa, Cnidaria, Anthozoa, Scleractinia, Pocilloporidae.